UCUUUUCCGUAGCCGACAGUGUGACGCUCCUUGGGGGGGUGGGGUGCAAAAGUGCUCGCGUCCGCAACCGCAAGAGCAAUGGCGACGGCCGGUAGUGGAGGAGGUGGGUCGGCGGUAGAAUGGCAUCUGAGGCUCUCAAAUCCCAAGAAUCCGAUCGUCUUCUUCGACGUCACUAUCGGCACCAUACCCGCCGGGAGGAUCAAAAUGGAGCUCUUCGCGGAUAUCGCCCCCAGAACGGCCGAGAACUUCAGGCAAUUCUGCACUGGUGAAUACAGAAAAGCAGGGAUCCCGGUAGGUUAUAAAGGCUGCCAGUUUCAUAGGGUUAUCAAGGAUUUUAUGAUCCAAGCAGGUGAUUUUGUGAAGGGUGAUGGCAGUGGAUGUGUAUCCAUCUAUGGCAGCAAAUUUGAAGAUGAAAACUUUGUCGCAAAGCAUACUGGCCCUGGUCUUUUAUCUAUGGCAAACAGUGGUCCUAACACUAAUGGAUGCCAGUUUUUCAUAACAUGUGCUAAAUGCGACUGGCUAGACAACAAGCAUGUUGUUUUUGGGAGAGUGCUUGGAGAAGGUUUGUUGGUUGUCAGGAAGAUUGAGAAUGUCUCAACGGGCCCCAACAAUCGACCAAAGCUUGCCUGUGUAAUAAGUGAGUGUGGUGAGAUGUAAAUCUCAGCAUGACUUGACAAUGUACUUUUUAUUUGUAGCCUAAAGUGGUGCACAAUAUGUAAGUCUCGUCUAGCUGUGAGUGCACCAAAAUUUGAGUCUAGCCUUAUGCCAAUCCAUAAUCCUGUGGGUAUUAACUAUUAUCCUUAGAUCACUAGCUCUAGAAAAAGCUUUCUUGCAGAAGUAAUCUGCUUCCUCGAAAAUGAAGAAAAAGAAUGGAAAAAUAUCCUUGUAUCAGACUUGUGAACUGCCUUCAUGAGGAGUACCUUUCAUUAUCUUGAAGUACAUUUUGGAUAUUUGAGAAUACUGAAA
Molecule: messenger RNA, 966 nt
Organism: Nymphaea colorata (pocket water lily)
Lineage: Eukaryota; Viridiplantae; Streptophyta; Magnoliopsida; Nymphaeales; Nymphaeaceae
Product: peptidyl-prolyl cis-trans isomerase CYP22
Exons: 7
Coding region: 79-657 (192 amino acids)
Biological process (GO): protein folding; protein peptidyl-prolyl isomerization
Cellular component (GO): intracellular membrane-bounded organelle
Molecular function (GO): peptidyl-prolyl cis-trans isomerase activity
Source: RefSeq, a predicted model, not a curated record